Molecule: messenger RNA, 915 nt
Organism: Cynocephalus volans (Philippine flying lemur)
Lineage: Eukaryota; Metazoa; Chordata; Mammalia; Dermoptera; Cynocephalidae
Product: olfactory receptor 4C3
Exons: 1
Coding region: 7-915 (302 amino acids)
Biological process (GO): G protein-coupled receptor signaling pathway
Cellular component (GO): plasma membrane
Molecular function (GO): olfactory receptor activity; G protein-coupled receptor activity
Source: RefSeq, a predicted model, not a curated record
GAAUCUAUGGAAAUACCACAGAAUAUUACAGAAUUUUUCAUGCUGGGACUCUCACAGAACCCAGAGGUACAAAGAGUCCUCUUUGUGGUCUUCCUGAUUAUUUAUGUGGUCACAGUUUGUGGCAACAUGCUUAUUGUGGUCACCAUCACCUCCAGCUCCACCCUGGCUUCCCCUAUGUAUUUUUUCCUGGCCAACUUGUCCUUUAUUGAUACCUGUUAUUCUUCCUCUAUGACUCCUAAACUCAUUGCUGACUCCUUGUAUGAAGGAAGAACCAUCUCAUAUGAGGGUUGCAUGGCACAGCUCUUUGGAGCCCAUUUAUUGGGAGGUGUUGAGAUCAUUCUGCUCACGGUGAUGGCCUAUGACCGGUAUGUGGCCAUCUGCAAGCCCUUGCACUAUACAACCAUUGUGACCAGGCAUCUCUGUGCCAUGCUGGUGGGAGUGGCUUGGCUGGGGGGCUUCCUGCAUUCAUUGGUUCAGCUCCUCCUGGUCCUUGGGUUACCCUUCUGUGGGACCAAUGUGAUCAAUCACUUUGUCUGUGACUUGUACCCCUUGCUGGAACUCGCCUGCACCAACACAUAUGUCCUUAGUCUCCUAGUGGUCGCCAACAGUGGUGUGAUCUGCCUGUUAAACUUCUUCAUGCUGGCUGUGUCCUACAUUGUCAUCCUGCACUCCUUGAGGUCCCGCAGUGCAAAGGGGAAACGCAAAGCCCUCUCCACCUGUGGGGCCCACAUCACCGCUGUUGCCUUGUUUUUUGUGCCCUGUAUAUUUACUUAUAUUUGUCCAUCAUCUACUUUAUCUAUAGACAAAAACAUGGCAGUGUUUUAUGGUAUUCUGACACCUAUGUUGAAUCCACUCAUUUAUACCCUGAGAAAUAAGGAAGUAAAAAAUGCCGUGAGAAAGCUCUUCAGACAGUAA